AGAGGGAGACCGGGGAAAGUAACAGAAGCGGGGUUCAAAGGAGAGCCGGGCAGACCCAGAGGCACUGGUUAGGCGUCCGUCCGGAGCAGCGAUGAGGACAAGCUGAAGUCGACAAGGCCAGGAAGCGAGCAGGUAGGAGCAAGGUGGACCUGUUGAGCUCGCCUGGAUUUUGUUCUCCAGAGGGUCAGCGGAGAGAAGACACCACAGGGCCACUUCCUGUGGUGACCGAGGUGACAUGUCAAGUGGCGAAAAACAUGGGGAUAGUGUUAUCUAAUGCGCUAAUGACUGUACACUUGUAAACAUCGGUGUAGCGUACGUGAAUUUCUAAGAGGGUUCCUAUUUAUAAACAUGCUGAUGUCAGACACAUUGUUAUUUUUAAACUUUUGCUGAAACUCUAAUUAGAAAUAUUAUUAUUUAAUAAACCAGAUGCAAUACUAUUAGUUGUUUUAUAGUAUUCGCUGUCAUGUUUUUAUCCUUUAAUUUUUUUUUUACUGAUGUUCAUCCUUACUGUAAAGUCCCCUACUAAUAUUCACAGGUAAGCCAGGCCUGCAAUGGCUACGCGUUGCGUCAUAGUUUCGUGAUUAAGAUCCAAAGGCAGGUUACGCCGAUGUUUAACUUCGUGGUUCAUUCGGCUUGUGAGCAUCACGAGCAGCUGCAGUGCUUAGCGGUGCUUUGUGGCCUUGCUCAAAAAGAGGAGUUUCUUUAGCUGUGAUUCUCUGGUACAUUUACGGGGUGCGCUGAAAAAAACGAUGAUAAGGUACUGCAUGCGGACUCUGGCCUUUAGUGCUGCUUUAUACACAGGAAGCUUUUAAAUGAUUUACCAGUUGUGUGCACUUGUUGGUCAGGGCACAGAUGUGGCGGCGUGAUGGAUCGGGCAGCAUUUCUUCUCAUGUGCCCCGACACUGUAACAGGAAUCGUAGGACUGACUAAGAAGCAGUUGCUAUAGUGACGCAUUGGCAAGGGACCAUAAGAUAGCCCAUAAUGGGUCUCUUGGCGCAGCUGCGAGUUUUGCUGUGGAAGAACUUCAUCCUUCGAAGGAGACAAAAGGUGCGCCUGCUAGUCGAACUUAUCUGGCCCCUCUUCCUGUUCUUUAUCCUCGUCUGGGUGCGCUCCACAAAUCAGCCCAUCUACCAAGGACAGUGUCAUUACCGUAACAAGGCCAUGCCUUCGGCAGGUAUAUUGCCAUGGCUACAAGGAAUGAUAUGCAAUAUUGAGAACCCCUGUCUGAGCUCUCCUACUCCAGGGGAGACGCCAGGAGAGGUCAACAAUUUCAACUCAUCCCUCCUCAGCAUGGCGUUGAGCGAAUUCCAAUCACUGGUGCUGAAUACAACAGCGCUUAACAAAUAUCAGAGGAUCUCCGAAGACCUGCAACAGUGGCUUUGGUUAAUGCACAAUGCCAGCGCCGAAAGUGUUCAGCCAUUUUCACUGAAGAGCAUUCUGAAGGACAACGAAACUUUCACCGCCUAUCUGAGGGAGAACCUGGAGGUUCCAUCAUCUUCUGUAGAGAUCAUAUUGGCCACACGAAUUCUGCCCAACAAGGUGCUGGACUUAAGUGAACAGGCGGACCUGAAGUCUAUCUUCUGCAACGAUUCAGUCCUCAAGCAGUACGCAGAGUUCAAUUCCUCCACCGCCCGGGACGUCUUCCGAAACAUCAGCUGCUCCCGCUGGAACGUGCAGCUCUGGGGGGCACGGGACGUCUUCCGACAGAACGUCAACGGCGGGAAGCUGGCUGCGCAGCUCUUUCCCGGUUUGGACCCUGGUCAAGCAUCCGGGAUUCUUCGCAAAACCACAGCCAAUAUUACACCAAUAUUAUCAGAGCUGUCCACAUUUCAGCAAUCAGCCCUAUUCAGCCUUGCUGGUUCGUUGGACUUCGGAAGAAAUAUGUUUGGGACCAUGAAUCGGUUGUUUUGUGGGACACAAGCUGAGACAAAUUCGACAAAUGCAACAAUGUCUCGUCCUUCCGCAUGGCUUUCCCUGAACAGCACGAAUGACAACAGUACAGUUACUGAGAAAAAUAACACUGCCUUUUGCGAAACCCUAAAUGCGACCCUGCAGGGCGUUCCUGCCCUCCGGUACGUGUGGAAGACCUUUCGGCCGCUGCUGCAGGGCAAGGUGGUCUACAGCCCCGACACGCCGGUGACGAGGCUCCUGGUGGAGGAGGCCAAUGGAACUUUCAAAGCGCUGGGCAUGUUGAAAGAGCUCAGCGACGCCUGGGAGACACAGGGACCAAAAAUCUGGGAUUUCAUGCAGGACAGCCAGCAGAUGAACUCCCUGCGGGGCCUGCUGCAGAACCCCGCAUUCACUGCAGCACUGAACCCGCAGCCGAGCCGGGCCCACUUGUCCACAGAGGCGCUGGCCAACUUCCUGUACAAGGGGCCCCCUGAAGACCGUCCCCCAGGCAUGCCGGCCUACGACUGGAGGAACGCCUUCAACAGCACCAGCGAGGCCCUCCGCAUGCUCGCACAGUUUGUGGGGUGCUUUGACCUUGAUAAGUUUGAGGCCGUCGCUGAUGAGGGCAGUCUGGUAUCCAGGUCCCGGAAGCUAAUUGACGAAAACAAGUUCUGGGCAGGAAUUGUGUUCCUGGAUAUUGACCCUCAAUCCAGCCAACCUCCACCGUUAGUGAAAUACAAAAUAAGGAUGGACAUUGAGGAUGUUGAGAGGACCAACAAAGUGAAGGAGAGGCUCUGGUCCCCAGGGGCCCGUGCUCACCCCUUCAAUGACCUUCGUUACGUGCUGGGCGGUUUCGCCUAUCUGCAGGACAUGCUGGACCACGGCAUCAUCCGAGCUCACACUUCUGCAUCACAACCCCUAGGGGUGUUUCUUCAGCAAAUGCCCUAUCCAUGCUACGUCAAUGACGUCUUCAUCUCCAGUAUCGGGGCCAUGCUGCCCAUGUUCCUGGUGAUGGCCUUCAUGUUCUCGGUGAGCCUGACCAUCAAGGGCUUGGUGCUGGAGAAGGAGCUACGCCUGAAGGAGGUGCUUCGGGCUGUGGGAGUGCGCAAUGGCGCCCUCUGGUGCGCCUGGUUCAUCGAGAAUAUGACGCUGCUCGCCGUGCCUUGUGCGCUUCUAAGUGUCUUGGCAAAGUAUGGAAAGGUCCUGCAGUACAGCGACCCAUCGGUCAUCUUCGUGUUCCUGCUCACCUUCUGCAUCACCACCAUCAUGGAGUGCUUUUUCAUCAGCGUGUUCUUCUCCAAAGCCAACUUGGCCUCCGCCUGCGGUGGGCUCGUCUACUUCCUGCUCUACCUGCCGCACAUCCUGUGCUACGCCUGGCGCGACGUCAUGAGCUUCCGGGUGAAGAUAUUGGUGAGCCUGUUGUCCAGUGUGGCCUUCGGUUUUGGCUGCGAGAACUUCUCCCGCUACGAGGAGCAGGGCGUGGGCAUCCAGUGGAGCAACAUCAGUAAGAGCCCUGAGGAUGACGAACGUUACAGUUUCCUGGUUUCCAUCAUCAUGAUGCUUGUUGAUUCCCUCAUCUAUUGGGUCCUGACCUGGUACAUCGAGAAUGUUUUCCCAGGCCAGUACGGAAUACCCAAGCCCUGGUAUUUUCCCUUCACAUCCUCUUACUGGUGCGGAACAUCCUCAGACUUUGAUACCGACCAGGAUCCACCUAAGGACCCAGAGCAGCACAACGCUCAUCUAGAAAAGCCCCCUUCAAAUCUGAAAGUCGGAGUCUCUGUCAGAAACCUCGUGAAAGUCUAUAAAACUGGAAAGAAGCUGGCGGUGGAUGGACUCAGUGUGGACUUCUACGAGGACCAGAUAACUUCAUUUCUUGGACAUAACGGAGCUGGGAAGACAACCACCAUAUCUAUCUUGACCGGACUUUUUGCACCAACGUCCGGAACAGCUUUAAUAAACGGGAAGGACAUUCGCACGGAUAUGGAUGCCAUCAGAAAGCACCUAGGAAUGUGCCCUCAGCACAAUGUGCUGUUCAAAGACCUGACCGUAGAAGAGCACAUCUAUUUCUACGCACGGCUCAAAGGCAGGAGCGCGAGCGAGGUGACGGCCGAGAUGGAGCAGAUGAUCAAGGACGUCGGACUGCCAGACAAACGCAAAGACCUGGCCAAAAAUCUGUCAGGGGGGAUGCAGAGGAAGCUAUCGGUGGCCAUCGCUUUUGUGGGCGGAUCCAACAUUGUCAUCCUGGAUGAACCCACGGCAGGCGUGGACCCCUACGCUCGUAGGGGAAUAUGGGAGCUGUUGCUGAAGUACAAAUCAGGACGCACCAUCAUCCUCUCGACGCACCACAUGGACGAGGCCGAUAUCCUGGGGGAUCGGAUCGCCAUCAUCUCCCAUGGGCGACUCUGCUGCUGCGGCUCCUCGCUCUUCCUCAAGAAGUGCUUCGGCAGCGGGUACUAUCUCACACUGGUUAGGGCCGGCCAGAAGAGCAUGUCCACAAAGCGCCAGGAUCUCCCUCAGAGUCAGGUGGAACAGAAGAUCAACCGAGCCCAGGGCAGCAGCAUAGAUGAGGGCAUCGGGAAUCCAAAGUCGAUCAGCUCGUGCCUCACAGGAGAGGCACCUGGUGUGAGCACCAUCACCCUCCUACUGCAGAAGCACAUCCCAGCAGCUAUCCUAUUGGAGUGCAUUGGACAGGAAGUGACCUACAUCUUGCCCUACGCGGCGGCCCACGAUGGCACUAUCGGCCCACUGCUCAAGGAGCUCGACCUGGAGAUGACUGCCCUUGGUGUGACCAGUUAUGGGAUCUCCGACACCACACUGGAGGAGAUUUUCCUAAAAGUGGCUGAAGAAACAGGAGUAGAUGUAGAGUUAGCAGAUGAAAAGGGUCCAUUCCUUAGGGACUGGAAGAGAAGCUCAAGAGAAUCCAGACGUCACAGUAUAGCCAACGCCAGAGAGUCAGCAGAGACUGUUGCCAGACCAGCUCUUCCUUCUGCCGUGUGCGGCGCUGACACAGAGGUGAAAGAGAAGUUUGCGAACAGAGUCGAAGACUCGACGAGCGUGGCCAGCGCCGACGGGAAGGGAUCCUACGCCGUCACCGGAGGGGAGCUGAUACGGCGGCAGUUUCUGGCGCUCUUCAUCAAACGGUUCCACCACGCCCGGCGGAGCCGCAAGGGCCUUGUGGCACAGGUGGUGCUGCCCGCCGUUUUUGUGUGCCUCUCUCUCAUCUUCUCGCUCAUCGUUCCCCCCUUCAUGGAGUACCCAAGCCUGGAGCUACAUCCAUGGAUUUACGGGGUGCCACAGAACACCUUCUACAGCAAUGAUGCCCCAGACCAUUUGGAAGCCUCACGUGUGGUAGAAUCCCUGGUGAAUACUCCAGGAUUUGGGACCCGCUGCAUGAAAAAUGACCCCCUGCCGAAACUGCCCUGUUCCUCCAACGGAUCAGACUGGUUCACCCCGCCUGUACCCCCAUCAGUCUCAGAAAUCUUCGCCAAUGGCAACUGGUCGAUGUCCAACCCCUCCCCCCCAUGUCAGUGUAGCACCCCGAGCAGAACAAUCAUGCUGCCAGACUGCCCUCCAGGAGCCGGCGGUCUGCCCCCGCCUCAGAGGCUACAGAACACUACUGAUACCCUUCAGAACUUGACCGGGAUGAACAUGACUGACUUUUUGCUGAAGACCUAUGAGAAAUCUGGAAAAAUAAGGUAUGGGGGAAUUUCAGUCGGUGGUGUCAACUCGCAGGUCCAGAUGAAUGAAACAGAGAUUGGCGUUGCUCUAAGACGGCUGGGCAGUGUUUUUAAUUCUCAGUCUCUGGGAAAUGAAAUUGAUCACAUUCUUCAGAAGGCAGGAACCUUCUUGAAACAACUUGGGACAAAGGAUAAUGUCAAGGUGUGGUUCUACAACCAAGCCUGGCAUUCCAUGGUGUCGUUCAUCAACGUGGCCAACAAUGGCAUCCUGCGGGGCAACCUGGAUCAGAAGCGGCAGAACCCCAGAGAGUACGGGAUCUCUGUCUUCAACCACCCCCUCAACUUGACCAAGGAGCAGCUCUCGUUUGUUGCAUUAGCCUCCACCUCCACGGACGUGGUGGUGUCUAUCUGCGUGAUCUUCGCCAUGUCCUUCAUUCCGGCCAGUUUUGUGCUCUUCCUCAUCCAGGAGCGUGUCACCAAGGCGAAGCACCUUCAGUUCGUCAGCGGGAUCAACCCGGUGGUCUACUGGGUCGCCAGCUUUGCCUGGGACAUGUGUAACUACAUAGUCCCAUGUCUGAUAGUGAUCAUCAUCUUCUUGAGCUUCCAACAAAAGGCCUACGUCUCUCCAGAAAACCUCCCCGCCCUCAUCCUCCUGCUCAUCCUCUAUGGCUGGUCUAUCACUCCCAUGAUGUACCCUGCGUCCUUUGUGUUCAGCGUGCCCAGCACAGCUUACGUGGUCCUCACCAGCAUCAACCUCUUCAUCGGCAUUAACGGCAGCGUGGCUACCUUUGUCUUGGAGAUGUUUGACGAUGAGAACAUUUCCCGUAUCAAUGACAUCGUGAAACAGGUUCUUUUGAUCUUCCCACACUUCUGCCUUGGAAGGGGGCUCAUCGAUAUGGCCAAGAACCAGGCAAUGGCGACGCUGUUUAUCAGUUUUGGAGAGGAUCGCUUCCAGAAUCCUCUCAGCUGGGCCAUGGUGGGCAAGAACCUGUGUGCUAUGGCCAUCCAGGGCCUCCUGAUGUUCACUCUGACACUCCUCAUCCAGUACAAGUUCUUCUUCAAACCCAGGCUGGUGGAGGUGGGGCAGCAGAGGACAGAGCAAGAGGACAUGGACGUGGCUGCAGAGCGGCUCCGUGUGCACCAGGGCAGAGCCCAGACUGACCUACUGAGAGUGUGUGAUCUAACAAAGAUCUACCGGGGAAAGAAGAGGCCAGCGGUGGAUGGGAUAUGCAUGGGGGUACCUGCUGCUGAGUGCUUUGGAUUGUUGGGUAUAAAUGGAGCCGGAAAAACCACCAUAUUCAAGAUGCUGACGGGGGACAUCGCAGUCUCCAGCGGAGAUGCCUUCUUGAACGGUUACAGUAUCCGUACACAGAUGGCAGACGUCCAUCAGAACAUGGGUUACUGCCCACAGUUUGACGCCAUAGAUGAUCUUCUGACUGGCCAGGAGCACCUGGAGUUUUAUGCGCGCAUUCGUGGAGUUCCAGAGAAGGAAGUUAAAAUGGUGGCCAGAUGGGGCAUUCAGAAGCUAGGCUUGGUGAAGUACUCAGAUAAGUCUGCCGGGACCUACAGCGGAGGAAACAAGCGCAAGCUGUCCACCGCCAUGGCGCUGAUAGGGUGCCCCCCAGUGGUCUACCUGGAUGAACCCACUACGGGGAUGGACCCCAAGGCCCGCCGCUUCCUGUGGAAUUGUAUCCUCAGUGUGAUCAAGGAGGGCCGGUCUGUCAUCCUCACCUCUCACAGCAUGGAGGAGUGCGAGGCUCUGUGCACACGCAUGGCCAUCAUGGUCAACGGCCGCUUUAAGUGCCUGGGCAGCAUCCAGCACCUGAAGAGCAGGUUUGGUGAUGGGUACACGGUCAUCGUGAGAGUGCGUGGGGUGCCCCCAGCCUUGGCCCCUGUGGAGGAGUUUGUGAAGGACACCUUUCCAGGAAGCAUCCUGAAGGAGAAGCAUCACAACACCCUGCAGUACCAGCUGCCACGAACAGAAGCCACCUUGGCUACCAUCUUCAGCCAGUUCACGCAUCAUCGGGAGUGUCUGGGAAUCGAGGAUUACUCUGUGUCCCAGACCACACUAGACCAGGUCUUCGUCAACUUUGCCCAGCACCAACACGAGGAGGAAGAGGACCGGUCUGCCUACAGCAACCCCGUAGAGGUGACGUCAGAGGAAAUGCCAAUGAAAAGCAUGGAAUCCCCACUGUCUGCAGUGCAGGUGUGAAGCCAAAGAGUGCUCACCCUGCGUCAGCUAUCCUCACAAUGAUAUCAAGACUUUGAUAUCAUUUUUACAUAUGAAAAUUUAAUGUACUGUAAUAUUGCUUAAUCAUCCAUCCAUCCAUCCAUCCAUCCAUGCAUCCAUCCAUACACCAUAGAGGGGCCCCAGAGUCAGUUGCAGGCAGCAUUUGGCACAAGCCUGGGCUACACCCUGGAAGGGAUGUUGCUCGAUCAUGAAAUAGCAAAAUAAUCUAUGCUAGUUCUUAUCAUUGCCACAAAGUUUGCUAACAGUGACGUGUAUAGCACACAGCGUUACUGUGAAUGACAGACAUUGGCCAAAAUAAAUAAAGUAAAGCGAACAUACAGAUUUGGACAGGGGCUGCGGGCUACUCUCCUCUCAGCACAGCCGGCUGGCUGCCUGUCGCGCUCAGUCGGCUCGGCUCGCUUUCUCUGUAAAGUCAUCCAGGGCCUGCGGGGGCACCGGUGAGACGCCUCCUCGAUGCUUCUGCCUGAGUGACGCACACCAAAAAUACAGCGGCCUUUAAUAAAGCCGUAAUGCGGAUGCUCAGAGAAGGCACCGGCCGUCGUUAUGGCGACGGCUGACUUCACCACCUUCUCCCGCAAGAUUAUAACCCCCAGCAUUGUGCGCUAUUAGGGAGAAAUAAAGUCCAUUCAGCACGAGUGUCAUUAACUCAGGAAGAAAAUAAAAAGCAUUUUACUCUGCACUGAAAUGCUCUUAGGUAAAUACCUUUAGGUGAAGGGUUUAUUAAAGACUUGAAAAAAACAUGUGCCUCUUGACUGAAUUUUAGGUUUUAACAUUUUUUUAGAACAUGAAAUUACCUUAAUUUUAAUACCUGAAAUUAUUUUUACAUGUAACCUAUGCACAAUUAAAUUAAAUUAAUAUGUUGCGUAUAUUUAUUGACUUAAAUGUAAACUGAGUAUACACAAGAAGAAAUAUUGGAAAGUAAAAAAUAUCUUUUACGUUUACAUUAGGAUGUCAGGGAUUCUGCCUUCACUGUCUGUAAAUUUGUUAUGCUGUGUUAGUCUGUAAGGAACACCUUUUGGCCAGAGUGAUGCUCCUUUCAUGUGUUCGCAAAUUAAGGUGCCUGAUUUCAUUUCUCAUUCUAAUUCAUUCCGAAUGCUGUCCGAUCCUUUAAAGGAGAAAAUGGUAAAUUAUAUUUGUACUGAAUAUGGCUUCGCGUCCCCGCAAGAUGAUUAAACGUUUGCACACAU
This is a messenger RNA of Brienomyrus brachyistius, 9005 nucleotides long. Its product is annotated as phospholipid-transporting ATPase ABCA1-like. NCBI's taxonomy places the organism in Eukaryota, Metazoa, Chordata, Actinopteri, Osteoglossiformes, Mormyridae. Gene Ontology annotation, molecular function: ABC-type transporter activity; lipid carrier activity; ATP binding. Gene Ontology annotation, biological process: lipid transport; transmembrane transport. The coding region runs from base 982 to 7779 and encodes 2265 amino acids. Gene Ontology annotation, cellular component: membrane; intracellular membrane-bounded organelle. The record is from RefSeq and is a predicted model, not a curated record. The transcript is spliced from 50 exons.